AUGAACUACAAUUUGCAUCCCGUCUCGUACCUCAACGCCGACUCCAACCAGUCCGUCUCGACGUUGACGGAAUCCGCUCCCCAGCCAACGGCCCCCGUAGCAAAGACUUCCAGCUCGUCUGCCCUCGAUAUGGAAAUGGACUCAACGUCCCCUUCGUCCACCUCCAACUCGUCGCUGCCAAACAACAACGGCCUGCCCCACUCGUCGUACACUUCACAGUCGUCGACAAACAACGCCGGCACUACUUCAAACACCGCUACCACCACCACCUCGUCCUACUCUACUCAGCCUCCACAAUCUCUCCAUCCCCAGCUUAAUACCCACUACCCACAGCCUUCGUACUUGGGCCCAUCAUAUACCAACCAGCCUGCUUCGUUCCUCUAUCCUUCGCAGAACUACCACCACGAGGGAGACCAGUUGUUGAACUCGUUCUUCCCAAACAGCAACAUCUCCAUUCCCUCCAUCAAUGACUUGAAUGCCGGCUUGAAGAAAGACGCAACUAUUGCCACAGUUCCCACCGGAACUGGCCAGACCAACAAACCUGCUAAAAAGACAUACAAGAAGAUCAAGGAUGAAGACUUGAGGGGCCCCUUCAAGUGUUCCUGGGGCGACUGUUCCAUUAUCUUCGAAACACCAGAGAAGUUGUACGACCACUUGUGUGACGAUCACGUGGGAAGAAAGUCGUCCAACAACUUGCUGUUGACAUGUCACUGGGACAACUGUGGAAUCACAACUGUUAAGAGAGACCAUAUCACAUCGCACUUGCGUGUUCACGUGCCAUUGAAGCCUUUCCACUGUGACUUGUGUCCAAAGUCUUUCAAGAGACCACAGGAUUUGAAGAAGCACUCCAAGAUUCAUGCUGACGACCGUCCCAAGAAGUUGAAGAGAGCUCAGAAGGAGUUGAUGAAGCAACAACAGAGGGAAGCCAGACAGAGACUUCGUUUGACAGGCAAGAUGGGAGACUUCUCCACUUUACCUAUGCCUGGAACUUAUGGAGGCAACUACUAUACUGGAACCCAGUUCAUUAACCAUCAGCAUCUGGAUCUUUACGAUCAGAACUCGUCGAGAAAGAGAAGGAGUGAAAAUAACUCCCAGCACAACAUGUAUGUCGUGAACAGCAUCUUGAACGACUUCAACUUCCAUAAUGUGAACCAACAACAGCAGCAGGCUCAUGAGUAUCCAGCUAAGAAGUUGAAGCAUGGUGAGGCUCAGUACAACAUGGACAUCUUCAACAAAUUGAACCACUUGGAUGAGAACAUACACCAUCACCAACAGCCUCACCAACAACCUCAACCACAACACAAUCCUUCGUUUGGAAGUAACAUAUACGAAGCCGAGAAGUUCUUCAAUUCAUUGUCGAACUCUAUCGAUGCUCAAUACCAGACGAUGUCUAGCCAAUAUCAACCAGCUCCUUCUGCGACUUCACAGUUGUAUCCACCUUUGCCUCAGUUGUCAGCUUCUGCUGGCAAGAAUGAAGUAGCAUCUGCUGGAAGCCACUUGCCUUCUUAUCCACAGAUCAAUAGACCUAUUGGAAGCGGAUUCCACAGCCAUCACUACUAUAGUCAGCAACAGCAUCCAGUGUCGAUGGAGAUGGGUGGAGUUUCGACUUACCAGAAAUCUGCCCAAGAGUUGGACGAUGACGAGGAAGAGUUCACUUCUGAAGAAGAGUUUGACUCUGAAAGCUCUGUAGCGUCAUCGGCAGAAGAAGAAGAAGACGUGGACGAAGAGGAAGAAAUCGAAGCUUUGUUCGGCAAGAUGACGAUCAACGGUAAAGAAUUCGACUUGAGUUCUGUAAUGAAGCACAAGGCUAUGAUAGACAUGGUUUUGGACUACUUGAGAGAACAGAUCGAAUCGCAGAAGAAAGAACAGGAUUCCCCUUCUGAAGCCGAAGAAAAGAAGUCCUUGUACCCUACAAUUGCCGCAUUCUAA
Scheffersomyces stipitis CBS 6054 is the source of this 1929-nucleotide messenger RNA. It is a transcript of the gene RIM101, whose product is annotated as alkaline-responsive transcriptional regulator. The transcript is spliced from 5 exons. Gene Ontology annotation, biological process: positive regulation of transcription by RNA polymerase II. The record is from RefSeq and is a predicted model, not a curated record. Bases 1 to 1929 code for a protein of 642 amino acids. NCBI's taxonomy places the organism in Eukaryota, Fungi, Ascomycota, Pichiomycetes, Serinales, Debaryomycetaceae. Gene Ontology annotation, cellular component: nucleus.